CUUCUCUAUUUCUCUCCCUGAGCAUACACUCUCUUCUCUUCUCUGCAAAUUUUCUCCGCAACGUGCAGGCCGGAGACAUUAGAAAAUGGUGUCGAAGGUUUUGAAGAAGACCCCAACGAAGUCUCUCAGGGCGCACAAGAACCAUCUCCGACGAGGCCGCAAAAGGUCUCCGAUCAAGAAUCCGGCCACAGCCACAGUCACAUCCGUGGUGGUUGCCUCCAUCAACAGGUCUUUCUACACCUGCCGUGGCCGCCUCGUCAAGAUCUUCUCCAAACUCACCUGCAUUUCCGGUACCCCAAAGAGAACCCCAAGAAAAAGAGGCUAUAAAGUCCUGGAGAAAGUCCCCGAUCUCCGGCGGUCUCUGUUCGAUGAAGAAAACCCCCUCCCCCCCUCUCACUCCCCUGAGAAAAGAACCAUCUUUCUUGACUUGGACGAAACUCUGAUCCAUUCCAACACCAACCUCCCACCGGAAAAGUACGAUUUCGUGGUACGCCCGGUGCUGGACGGCGACCGCGUGGAGUUCUACGUGUUGAAGAGACCCUUCGUGGAUGAAUUUCUCGAAUCGUUGAGCAAGAAAUUCGAGAUUGUGGUGUUCACAGCAGGGAUAAAGGAGUAUGCCUCUCUGGUUCUGGAUAGGCUGGACAGGAAGGGCUUGAUUUCACACAGGCUAUACAGAGAUUCUUGCAAGGAACUGGAUGGGAAGUUUGUGAAGGAUUUGUCUGGAUUGGGGAGGGAUAUGAAGAGGGUCGUGAUUGUAGACGACAACCCGAACUCAUAUGCUUUACAGCCCCAAAACGCAAUUCCUAUUCGCCCAUUUACUAAUGAUCUCGGGGAUGGCGAGUUGAAGAGGUUGAUGGAGUUCUUUGAUGGGUGCGACGGUGUUGAAGACAUGAGAGUUUGUGUCCAGCACUUUUUGGCAGAAGAUAAUCACAACCUGGACAAGGGGCUGGUGGUGGAAGUUUGAUUUCCAUUUCAGAUUUUGUAUUUUUGUCUUUGUUUUAUUCAUUCUUCCACUUCAUUAUAUUGUUGGUUGAAUGCGAUUUCAUUCAAUCUAAAAGAAAGGGAAAGUACAUGAAGAAUUGUUCUUGCCAUUUGCAAACUGAAUGGGUAGCUCUAAGUUACUGACACACUAUCACUUAUACUCAAGUGUUUAUGAAUAUCAAGCAAGUGAAGAUUAACGG
This is a messenger RNA of Cuscuta epithymum, 1181 nucleotides long. Lineage: Eukaryota; Viridiplantae; Streptophyta; Magnoliopsida; Solanales; Convolvulaceae. The record is from the annotation of a GenBank genome assembly.